AAAAUUAUCUUUUUUCUAAAAGUAAUUAUUCCAUGAACAUUAGGUAAAAUAACAAUGAAUAAACAUCGAGAAGCUCGUAAAUUAUGGAAAAAACUACGACGAAAACAUAAAAGGCAAAUAAAUGCUACCAAACGAGAAAAAUUACUUCUUGAACAUGAAGAAAGACGAUCUAAAUCUCCUUCUUAUCAAUCAUGGCUAAAAAGCCAACAAGAGUUGGAAGAAUUUGAAGAAAAAGAAAAUGAGCGAAUUGCUAUUAAAGAAUAUAAAAAGUGGGAAGAAAGAGAACAAUGCGCAUUACAAGAAUGGGAUUUAUUACAAAAAAAAUUAGAAAAAAUAAAACAUGAUAAAGCUAAAAAAGAAUUGAUGAUUAAAAAUGAAUGGGAAAGAGAACAAAAUAAAAUUAAAGAAGAAAAUGAAAAACAAAUUGCAAAUGAAAAACUUCGUAUUGAAAUGAAUAAAAAGUUUAUGGAAGAAAUUGAAAUGUAUAUGAAUGGUUUAGGUCCUAUUCCAGAGUCUAUUAAAACUGGAACGAAUACAAGACCUGAUCAGCCACUUUGCCCUUUUUUUUCAAAAGUAGCAGCAUGUCGAUUUCGAGAUAAUUGUUCUAGGAAUCAUAGUAGACCUGGCAUAAGUGAUACUUUGUUGAUUCCUAAUUUUUAUAAAAAUUUUGAACUAAAUAUGCGCUACGAACGGGAAUUCGAUAUUGAUAUUGGAUUAGAAUGUGAUGAAAAAGAAGCUUAUCAAAAGUUUUAUGAGUUUUAUGAUGACAUAUUGCCUGAACUUAAAAGUUAUGGACAAAUUAUUGAACUUAAUGUUUGUAGAAAUCAAGAACCACAUCUUAUGGGUAAUGUAUAUAUCCAGUACAGAAGUAAACGUUAUGCUCUAAGAGCCUACAGGUCAUUAUGCGGUCGAUAUUAUGGUGGUCGUCAAAUAAUUGCUGAAUUUUGUAAUAUUCCUUCAUGGUCAGAAGCAGUAUGCGGACUUUUUUUUAGAAAAAUGUGCCCAAAAGGUAAAAAUUGUAACUAUUUACAUUUGUAUAGAAACCCUGCGUGUAAGUACCAAUCAAAACCCCAUAGAAAAUAUAAUGAUGGAUCAAGCCAUUAUGAAGACAUUAGAACAUCCAGUAGAAGAGAUCAUGGAAAACAUAAAAUGUCUAAAAACAAUGAAGAAGAAAAGAAAAAUAACUCUAGUAAGAGAAUCAAAAAUGUUAUUAGUACGUCUGAAAGGAGAAAAAAGAAUGUAACUAAAUGGGAAGAUAUACCAGAGAAAACCAGCCAAAGUUCUCAAGCUUAUAAUUGGUCUAGUGAUGAUGAUUAGAAAUUAUUUUGUGAAUACUUACUAUAAAAUUUACAUUACUUGAAGUUAACUCAAUUGAAAGAAAAGAAAAUUUGUUUUAAAGAAAAUGUUUAAUUUAUUAAUAAUAUUUGUAUAGUAUAUUUUUUAAUUUUAAAUAGAAAAAAAAACAAUGAUGUAUGGUUGAUUCUAAUGUAUGGAUCUUAAUGUUUUAAA
This is a messenger RNA of Adelges cooleyi (spruce gall adelgid), 1509 nucleotides long. Its product is annotated as U2 small nuclear ribonucleoprotein auxiliary factor 35 kDa subunit-related protein 2. The transcript has a single exon. NCBI's taxonomy places the organism in Eukaryota, Metazoa, Arthropoda, Insecta, Hemiptera, Adelgidae. The record is from RefSeq and is a predicted model, not a curated record. Gene Ontology annotation, molecular function: pre-mRNA 3'-splice site binding; metal ion binding. Gene Ontology annotation, cellular component: spliceosomal complex; U2AF complex. Bases 55 to 1317 code for a protein of 420 amino acids. Gene Ontology annotation, biological process: mRNA splicing, via spliceosome.